GCGCUGAGAGGAGGGAGGGGGGAGGUUCGAUGCGCGAGGCGGGUAGUGGGGAAAAUGGUGAACAAUAAAGUCGCUCAACGACGAAGCUUGCUUUGCUGGGUUUCCCCUGAAGUUUUAGCCGUUUGUGCUGGUGGAGUGUGGUUGAUAGAUGACGCGGCCUAGCCAGCGUUGAACUUCGCUGUUUUUUUUUCCCUUCUCUCCCGCAUGGGCUUGGCCUGGCUGAUAACGAAACACGACAAAGCUUCACUGCGUGUUGCGACUGCUGGUUUGAUCCUAGAAGACAUUGCUUUGCCGUGUGCUUGCUCUUAUCGCUGUACAUGAACUGUUUAACUUAAAUGGCAGUUUAGUUCGUCACCCAUGAGGUUCUCACAUCCUGUUAUUGGUAUCAGCUCAUCUCACAUAGACCAACAAGAUAAAGACUAAGACCAUGUCUAGUAACUGUGAUAAGGAUAUUCAGGAUACCAUGACUCAUGAAGCCCCAAUAACAGAUAACACAGCUGCUGACACAAGCCAUGACUCAGUUACAAAUCACCAGAUUACAGAACAAGCUGAUCUAGAUUCUCAGAAUGCAACAUUAGACAAAAAAAAUGAGAAUGCAACAAAUGAAAAUGAAGAAAGCAUGGACAAAAUUAAACCUGCAAAAGAGAUGAAUCACUCAGAGACUAAAGCAGGAGAAUCUAGUGUUAGCAACAAAGAUUCAACCAGUGUGAUGGAUUGUGCAGAAGAUACCCAAGAAGAGCUCAGCAAUGGUAAAGAGAAAUCUGAUAAGGGGGUUGAGCUUACUAAGUCUGUUAAUGCAUCACCAAGCAAAACAGACUUGUCACAAAAUAAAACUGAAGCUCUUGAGUCAUCUAGUGCCAAAAGGUUUGGGGAUUCUGAAAAGGAAGUGGAUGAAAGUCAAUCUCCAUCUAGCAAUGGUGGUUUACAUAGCAAGAGUUUGGACAAAUCUGUGAAGUAUAGAUGCCCAAAGUGUUCCAGAGUGAUUAAAGACAAGAGACUUGUAGAUAACCAUUCCUGUGAUAUAGAGGUAGAGGAUGAGAAAGUCAAAAUCACCAUUGUGCAGGAUAAAGACAGCAAUUCUUUUAUAUGCAAAGAGUGUGAUUUUUCCAGUUCUGGUCAUGGCUUUGAAGAGCAUUUGAUGUGUCAUCUUAUGAUUCGGCCUUACCAAUGCCUUUAUUGCAAGGAGUGCUUUAUCAAUCGCAAAGAGAUCAGUCGCCAUGUCCACAAAGCACAUAAUGGUGCUAAAAUGAGCUGUGCAUUACGAGCAUUGAGAAAGGCCAAAGCUCUGAUAAAAGAAGUAACCACUGCAGGGGUAAUAAGCUUCUUGGCUAAAGUGGCAGGGAAAGUCCCCCUAGAGAGAGAUCCUGAGAAGAAAAAGCAAGGCACUGCUGAAAAUAAUGAGCAAAGAGAAAAAAUUCAGAGUACUUCAAAAGAAUCAAAUGAAAAUGUCAUUAAAGCGACAGAUGGUAAUGAUACAACAAUAGGGAAUGACUCUAAAAAGAUUUCAAGUGUUGAAUCAAUUGUAGAUAAAAAGUUAAAUUCUUCCGAAUCAUUGAUUAAAGAAAAGGAUGUUAAAGAUGAAACCAUGAAAGAUGCAACCGACAAAAAGGAGCCAUUAGGGGAAGACAAAAAUGAAUUGUGCGAUACUGAGAAGGGAGACACUAAUGAAGGCAUAGACGAUAAGAAAAAUGAACAAUCUACUGUUGGUUUUUCCAAGUUGCGACAAGCUCUUACUAUAGAAGAUUCUGAAAAUGUCACAGAAACUAAAAAAGAUGACUGUAAAGCAUCUAAAGACUCAGCUUCUGUUGAAGACACUGGUUUAAAAAUAAUAGCAUCUUACAGCCUUCAGGAUAGUUGUGAUCAAGAUAUGGGUAAGGCAGAGGAAAAUGUUUCAGGCAGUUCCGAUCCUGCUGUAGAACCCAAUUUUAUUAUGGAGCCUCCUAGUGAUUCAAAGCUUCAAGAGCCUGAAGUUUUAUCUUUUCUUGGUCCAGAGCAACCCAUGUAUAAAAGUGAGUCAGUGGGUGGCUUAAUGCUUCCACCUCCACCCUUGCAGCCUGCACCAUCUCAGCUUCACAGCCCUGCAUCAUUUCACAAAGGUGAAGUAAAAUGUUCAAAGAAUUCCAACUUCUUCAUCUGUGGUUUUAACUGUUUGUUCAGCAGUAUGAGCACCUCAGAGUUUAGGGAACAUUCUAUGAACUUUCACUCAGCUGAGACAUUUUUCCCAUGUUUUUAUUGCGGCCACAGAAGCCCAAAUGAGAACGACCUGGUUCGACACAUAUCAAACCACACUCAGACUCACAACAAGUCUUCUCCUUUGCUUGUUUGUGGGAAUGAUGGCUGCAGGUUUGGCACCAACAUGGUAAGUGAUUACAUCAGCCACAUAAAAACUUCACACCCAGAGAUACUAGAGCCUCUGUGCUACUCUUGUGGGAUCACCUUCCAGGAUCUUGUGAUGUUACAGAGUCAUGUAGAGGAGAAUGUCAUCCACAGCAUUAACUGCCCACACUGCCCCUCAAAAGCUACAGAGAGGAGAGCCAUCAUUGAUCAUAUUCAUUCUGCCCACCCUGGAAAAGCCAAAAUGGUCUCUGUUGCCAAACAGUUGAUUUGUAAUGACCGAAAAGUCAAUGACUAUGAGCACAUGAAGCACAUCAGAGAGGUGAUGCCCCCUGCUCUCACCCCUGCCCCAGGCUUCAGCUCCAAUGGAAACUCUGUUGUGGAUCAAAUUUUAAACAGGCAUGAAAUACUGACAUCACACUCUAGUGGCUCUCUCUCCCCUACAUCCUACCAUUCAUCACCUGCGUCUAAGAAAAACUCUGAGAAUCCAAAAAGUCCUAGCUCUGAGGGGUCAGACUUUGGCUUAUUAAAAAUUAAGGAUGAGGUUGAUGAUGAUUUUGAUGAAGAGGAAGGCUGUGGUGGAACGGAUGAGGCAACCACUGCCUACACUAUUGAUGAGGAUGGAAUCCGGAGGCGGAUCUAUGUUCCCAUGAGCGAGCGACAAGCAGAGAAUUACAAAUGCCGCUAUUGUACUUUCAUAGCUAGAGAUUUGAAACGGCUUAAUUGUCAUGAGAGGUCACAUGGAAUGCCCCCUACCAGAAAGGAACGAUUCAAAUGCAUGUUUUGUCCCCAGGGGUUUGAUAGUGAGAUGAAGUUUAGGCUUCACAUUACGUGUCACCCAGGUCUCAUCAAAUUCCUUCUCUAUCGCUGCAAGAAAUGUGAAUUUGACACUAACCAAAAACACACCAUUGUUAAACACAUCACAUGCAACAGAGAUCGUAAGCAUAGAGGUUUUGGACCUGUUGAAGAACAGUUUUCAGUUAUAUCUAGAUCUCUAGAGUCUAGGGUGUUGGAAUGUGAGAGAUGUGAUUACAUGAGCAGACACAAAAUCCACAUGGCCAUACACUACCAGAGGAAGCACAACAUUCUGAGAGACAAAGGAGAGUUCACCAUUGAGAGCCUGACCCCAACAGAUACUCCUGUCUCCUCAUAUGAUGUUUCAUACCAAGAUCCCAGCUUAUCUCCGUCAAACAGCUUGAUGUCUCCAGAUAAAUAUGAUGCCAUGUUUGACUUUCCAAAGCCUGCUAGCAGCACUAAAAAGACCAAAGAGAAACUAUCCCCAGAUGGACCUCACAUGACAACGAUGAUAACGGAAAGAAAUGAGCUUUUCAACAAGAUGGUGUCUCAACAAGCAGCGCUUCAGCCGGGGCAAGUUUUGGAAAAUCAAAUGAGAAAAUUCAAAUGCCCCAUUUGCAAAUACCUUCUUCCAAAGGCAGCAGAUUUGAAAAACCAUGUUAAACGUCACUCAGAGAUAGGUCAAAUAACUUUGGUCAUGUUUCGCUGCAAGUACUGUAGCUGCAUGUCUACUGCCAGGGAGUUGCUCUAUGACCAUCUCAGAGAGAAACAUUUGGGCAAGCCUAUUGCUCUAGUGAAGAAAAUAGUAGCCAUUGAUACAACAGAAGUUGACAGGACAUUUGCUGAGACUUCUAUGGAAGAAUCUCUAGACCUGCUGGAGGAAUCCCUUCAUAAAGAAAUCAUGACAAGCCUAAAAAAGCCUAGUUCUUCCCCUUCUAGGUCGCAGAAGUCAAGUUCCUCUUCAUCCUCAUACGAGCAGCUUUUUGUCAUACCAGAAGGAGGGGAAACAUUCAGUGCAGCCCUGCAGUGUCCCAAAUGCCCAUUUAAAUCUCAUAACAAAAGUGAGAUUGUCCAGCAUGUGACCUCUCUCCACUCUGAAGUCAAAGUUAUUGGCAGUGAUGAAGAUGUGGAUAAACUGGCUAAGGCUACAACUGAAGAUAUCAAACAUGCAGUAUCCAGCUCUAGUUCUUCCUCAAAACAUUCUGUCACUUGCCAAGAAGAGGUGCUCAUUGUUCCAGAUGACCAGGUGUUCAAGGAGCCAGCUCUUUGUUCAAGGUGUGACUUUUACACUAUGCUUCGCAGGGACAUGGUCAUCCACCUCCAAAAGAACCACCCUGACAUUUCAGUCAUGGGGCGCAACUCCUACCCUGUCCAGGUAUCCUCUAUGGGUCGUAGAACUGGUCUGGUGGAUGAGAGCUGUGUUGUCGGUAGUGGCAGUCUUGAUGCCAAAAUUCGAUGUUUGUAUGAAAACUAUGGGACACAAAUGAAAUGUUUGAUUUGUGGUAGUGAGCGACCUAAAAAAUUCUUCAUUCAUGUUCAUAUUCUUCGUCAUCUCAACAUCUACCUCUGGAAAUGUGCCUUCUGUGUGCACAGAGGCCUGCAAAAAUACAAAAUGGUGGAUCACAUUAAAAAAAUUCACCCAGGAAAAGCUAUGAGUGUCCGGUACAUCCGUGUCAAUGUAGAGGCCAGAGUGGCCCAGUUCAUGGCCCAGCAUAAUGUUGUCCGAGACAAUAUCAGUCCAGAUGAAGGAAGAGAAUUGUCAUCUUAUGAAGACUCCAUGGAUCAAAACAGCAAUGAUAGUUUUAGUUCUCGGCAGAAGUCUCCUGAUUCUGUCAACACACUUGGUAGUGAGGAACUAGAUGAGAAGAUAAGAUGUUUGUAUGAUUUCAGUGAUGGUGUCUAUUACAAGUGCAUUGCCUGCUCCAAUCAGUUCCAACGAAAGUUUGCUGUGCAUCGUCACAUAAUCAUAACACAUCUGAAGGUCGCUUUACUGGCCUGUGGUUACUGUGGAUUGGAAGGAGUGGAGAAACAUCAAAUGGUGGAUCACAUUCUGGCCUGCCAUAAAACAUCACCUGUCAGCAUCCAGACCCUUGAGGUUGACCUCAGUGAAAAAGUGUCUGAGUUCUUGACCAAAGUAGCAGCAGGAGAACUAACAUAUUGUGGUGAGGAUUCAGAGCAACAUAACUUUAGGGACAUCAUGAAAAGUAUUACUGGAUCCAAAUUUAAAGGACCUAAACCAUUGAUGGGACCAAAGUCUAAGAUAUUGAGUAGCAAGCUGUCCAAGUACAAGAGUGCAGGCUUAAAAUUAGCUAACAAAAAGUUUAGCAGCCUUGUUGACCCUGGGGUUAUCAUGCUGGGCAGGGAGGCCUUGGACAGGGAGCUGGGUUGCCUAUAUCAGCUGCGGCCAACUGGACAAAUUCGAUGUCUGGUGUGCCGGUGGGAGUUUCCACGCAAAUAUCCACUUCAUAGGCACAUUAUGUUGAAGCAUUUGAAGUUAAACCUGGUGAGGUGUCCCUACUGUCCGUUUGAAGGUGUUGAAAAGUACAAUGUAACAACUCAUAUUAAAGAAGAACACAAGGACAUGCCAGUAAACAUUCAGUAUUGCCAGCCUGACGUUAAGACAAGGGUGAAAGAGUUUGUCAAUGAUAUGGCUAACCUUGGUGGUGUGAGCCAUGACUUGAUCCAGAAGCCCAGGUCCAGGGACUCAUCCCCACUGGUUGUUCCUAAAAUUGAGAAAAAGGAUGAAGAUGAGAACGAGGAUGAAGAUAAUGAAAGUAAAAUGCACAGCAGCAGCUCACACGGAAGUCUUGUGGUUGCCAUGUUUGGGAAGAAAAAACAGUCCAGUGAGGCUGCUAAUGAUAUUGUUGUUAAGACAGAAGUUGUGGAAGAAGAAGGGGCUGAAGAUGAAAGCUCCCUUAAUGUGAAAGAAGAUGAAGUGGAGGAGGAAGAGUACCCUGAUGAAUUCGAUGAAGAUAAUUAUAAUGACGAUGAUGACCAGGAAGGACUGCAGCCUACUUUUGAGGAUUCAGAUGAUGAAUCUUCAUUUACAGGCAUGAGAGACGACUUUGAUGAUUCUUAUGCUCCUGGGUCUUACCGAUCACCUGCUGGAGGUAAACCUAAAGCGUUGGAUGUGAUUACCAAGAUCAAGGUCUUGAAAGCUAAAGAUGGCCCCAUCACAAAAUUUUACUGUGAGAUGUGCAAAUUUACUUCUUUACACAGGUCCAACAUUGUCAGACAUAUCUACAAGAUCCAUGAGAAGUACCAGACCCACACAUGUCCAUUGUGUAACUAUCAGACUUUGAGCUUGAUGCUCAUGCAUAAGCAUGUAGAUAAAGCACACCCAGGUGUUAAAUACAAAGAUGACUGUUUCACUUUGAAUCCUCCUCGUAUUAAACCCAGGAGUAGACCACUCAUAGGACCUUUAAGUUUCCAGAAAAAACGUCAAAAGCUCUUCAAUAAGAAGAUGUCUGCCAGUAGCCCAGCCAGUGUGAGCAGUGGUAGUGCACAGGGACCUAAGCAGUACGCCUGUGCUUACUGUCAUUAUGAGACAAACACACAGGAGGACAUCCUGAAGCACACAAGAGUCAACCAUUCUCAAGGUGAUGACUUUAUCAGAUCACCCAAAUCUAGUUCCAUCUUUUCCAAGUCGGAAGAUCGGUCCUCAGCUUGCUGGGAUGGUAGCAAGAAGGCAGUGAAGAGAAGGAUUGUAGACCCUGAUGGGGAUGGGCCAUACAAGCGUAAGAAACGAUUUGUCUUUGACAAGGGUGAUGACCUGAUCCAGUGUGGACACUGCGAAACCAAAGAAACAUCUAUGAGUAAAAUGCAGGAGCACAUCAACUGGGACCACCCAGAUAUGCCAUUCAAAGCUAAGCGCAUCCCUGCCUGGCGCUUCAUCUGCAAAUCAUGUUCCGUCAAGACAAUGGCCACCUCCAAGAUGAAGUAUCACUUGAAUCGCCAUGUGAACUACCGUCCAUACACCUGCACUAACUGCGGUGCAUUUUUUCCAUCUCCUGAUCAGUGUAGGCGACAUUCUAGGUCACAAGGGCAUGAGGAGCAAUACACAUAUGUUAGAAAUGUCAAGAAAGAAAACAGGGUGGAGGAACUCUUGGAAGGAACCAGAAAGUUGGCUUUGAAGAUUCAAGAGGAAGCCUCCAAAGACCCUGACUUUGAUAUCUCCCAAACAGACAGCUUCAUUUCUAAGUUCCAGGACCCCAGCUGUAACCUUAAGAGAAGUGCCCCCACUGGAAGCAGGAGUGCCAAGAAACCCAAGAUCCAACAUGUGCUGGAAGAUGGUACAAUUGAAGAGAGUGGGCCACCGAAAAAGUCUAUUGGCAAGUCUCCACAAACAGUUGGCGUAGAACUGGAUGUGACUGUCAAAUGCUACAGGUGUGAGUUCACUGCUUCCAAUGUCAGCGAUGUAAAGGAGCAUCACAUCGGGAGCCAUCCAGAUGAAAGGUUUCUUUGGACAGAGCUUGACAGAGGUUUUACAUGUGACAGCACAGGAGAGGCUCUGCCAGACUGUGAGAGUGUGCCAAGUUCCUCUUCUGAUGUGGGUUAUACAACACGAAUGACCUUGGGAUCAGGAAACAGUCCAAUGAGAUUCAAAUGUAAGACAUGUGACUUUUCCUCCUGUGUGAUCCAAGCAAUGAAGUCCCAUUUGAAAUCUCACCAGCCUAAAGGAUUUAUUUGUCCUUAUUGCAGUCGUUCCUUCUCUGGAAAAGAAAAGUUGAUGCGCCAUCAGUACUGUUUACAUAAAGGACAGCAGCUUUGGGUAAUCCACUUAAGGAGGGCAGGAGUUGCUGGCUCCACAGGUACAGGCAAAGGUAAAGGAAAGAUGACUUCAAUAGAAAAACAAAUAGCGGCGGCUAAACUAGAGUCAGAUCUUUCAGAUAAGGAAUCCUCCAACCUCGGAAAACUGAUGAAACCGAGCCAGCAGAAUGUGACGAUGUUUAAUUGCAGUGAAUGCUCAUACUCUACAGAAAGUCUUUAUAACUUCCGUCUGCACACAGCAGAGCAACAUGAAGAGUUUCAAUACAAGGUCCGGGAUGUUUCUGGAGGCACAGCGCAUGCAAAGUGCUUUAUUUGCUGUGCAGAAAUAGUCCAUGAAGCAGACAUUAUGUUACAUGUUGAACUGCAUUCUCAGUGCAGCUUGUAUCAAUGUGGCUAUUGUGAGUACAUCCACCUGGACAGGACUGAGAUUCAGCGACAUUUGGAAUCCAGCCAUGGUCCCUUUGAGCCUAGAAUGUCAGAGCUUGAAAUGGACUCAAAGGAAAAACUUAGGGAACUGAUCACUGCUAAGUUAAAUGACUCCCAAAUGCUUUUGAAUCUGUCCCCCGAGGUGGUACUGGAGAAAAUAAAUGACUCUUUAUUAAGCCAGUUAGGCUGUUUUGAGGACUCUGUGGAAGAUGGCUCAGUGGAGGACACUGCUUAUGAAGGUGAAGUUACCUCUGAAAUGGCCUCUGACACCCAAGAACCUGCUGAAGACUUUGAUGAAGGGGAUGAAGAAGGAAGGCUGAUGGUUGUGGAAAGAAUAGACGAGCUAGAGAGCAGGAAUGAAGAUGACAGCGAAGAUGAUGACAUGGAUGAAGGGAGUGAUGCACACAGAACUUUGGAUGAGUGUGAUUAUGAAGCCAGUCAGGACUCAGAGCCUCAGGCACCUGAUGUUCCAAAUGAGGGAAUGAAUUUACCUGGCUUUGAGUCAGACUUGAUGAUCAUACAGUUUGGAAACAUCAACUCCAAACCUGUUGAGAGUACUCCAGACAAACCUCAUGAACAAGAUCAUAUGGAUGGAGCUAGUGAGGAGCUGAAGAGCUCUGAAUCUUCUGCUUUAAUGCGGAGCAAAGACUCCACUCUUCUAGCGGCCCAGCAGAGCAAUGAUCAAGAGGACGAUGAAAACAAUGAGGAGCCUAACAAUGAUAAUGAUGAGGAGGAUGAUGAUGACGACCUGGAUGAGGUGAACUUUGAUAAUGACAUAACUCUGGCUUCCCCACUUCCUAUGAUCUCUCUUGGGGAUGGCGUUUCCAUGUCUCCCUCCAACAUAGAAGAGCGCAGUGCUUCCUCUUCACCAGAUCAUUCUGAAUUGCUGUUGGAUGUAUAGUGACUUUUUCUUGAGCACAAAACUGUGUGCCUUGCUGCAGAGUUGUCAAGCUAUUGGGUUGUGGUCUUUAGGAGGCAUUUCCUCUUUUAUUGUAACAAAUAAUGCAAAGCCAUUAACAAUACAAAAUAUAAUGGUUUUAGAGUAUGGGGAACUGUAUUUGUGUGUGUGUGUGUGAAAGGAUUCUAUUUGGCUGUUUAGUUGGAAAGAUAUAACUGCCUGAAUAUUGUCUUACAUUGUAAAUAGAGUUAGAGAUUAUUGUUUAUUUAAUUAUUUUUUUACUCAAUAAUCUGGAAAGGAUUUAUUGUAAAUUUUUGUUGGCAUAAUGUUUUUUUUUUCUUCUGUUUGAAGUAUAUGAUGUUACUUGGGAUGCAUUGUUAAUGGUAGUCUAUUUAAAGCAUGAACAUUUCAUAUAUUGAUCAUCUUUGUACAUUUUGAAAGCAGGUAACUUAUACUUCAAAUGUACAUAGGCUUGUUAUAAAAAACUUAUUAGUACAUAACAUUUUGAGCAAGAUUCAUUAAUAUCUAAAUGCUUUAAAGCUACUAGGAUAAUCUCUUUUGAUUUCAUGUAAAUAUAUUUCUCUGCAUUUAAUUUCAACUGCACAGGGAAAGAAAAAGCAAGCAGAUUUCACGGCUACUUUAAAGAUAAUUCAACUGAGGAAUAAAACUUAAAAUGAAGAGACUUAACAAGAGUAAUGUUUGAUAUACUUGUAAAUUGUCAAGACUGUGUACAGAUAUAGAGGGAAGGGGGGGGGGGGGGUACUGGGUAUCACUCGUGUCAUUUGUGUUGCAUUUGUUUCAUAAUGGUAAUCAUUCCCUAUUUUGUGGGCUAACAUUUAUUUGUACAGAAGUUGAUGUCAGAUUCAGAUUUAUACAUGAUAACAGAUGUAUAUAUGAUGUCUGUACAUUUCAUUAUUUAUAGCAUGUAUACAAUAAUUUAUUUCAGCUUUAUUGUGACAUAAUUCCAGUUCCAAAAUAAAGAAAAUGUUUUUCUUUUGUUUUUACUAUC
Molecule: messenger RNA, 10232 nt
Organism: Biomphalaria glabrata
Lineage: Eukaryota; Metazoa; Mollusca; Gastropoda; Planorbidae
Exons: 9
Coding region: 428-9226 (2932 amino acids)
Biological process (GO): regulation of transcription by RNA polymerase II
Cellular component (GO): nucleus
Molecular function (GO): DNA-binding transcription factor activity, RNA polymerase II-specific; RNA polymerase II transcription regulatory region sequence-specific DNA binding
Source: RefSeq, a predicted model, not a curated record